CAUACUGCGACAUGUGAAAGGUCGCAAUUUUUACUAUACAAAGGCCUAAGCAUUAAUAGUGUUUUUUUUUAAGUUACUAUACUUUAGGUAUCGACUAUAAAAAAAGGCAUUAAAAUCUGAAGUCCUACAAAUCAGGAAAUAUGAUGAUAUCCGUUCGAGUUCUCCUUAUUUCUAGUUUAAUGCUUUCAGCAUUUUUCGGUACUAGUAAUUGUGUAAUAGUUGUGAAUGAAGGAGACAUUGGUCUUUAUUUUGACUAUGACAAAAUGAAGCCAAAUUGUGUGAAGAAAAAAGGAGAUAAUUUGAAAUUUGCAGUGGGUACUUGUAUUGGUGUUUGGCGACCUGGGGACUCGCAGUACGAAAAAUUUGAAGGUGAAGCCCAGACAGACGGAAAGUAUACACCUGAAGAAGCAGUGAGAAUGCUUUGGAAAUACUGUGGUGGUGUUUUGCCACCUGUUGAUACAACUGUAAAUAAUUAA
Messenger RNA from Adelges cooleyi (spruce gall adelgid), 476 nucleotides. RefSeq lists its product as uncharacterized. NCBI's taxonomy places the organism in Eukaryota, Metazoa, Arthropoda, Insecta, Hemiptera, Adelgidae. The transcript is spliced from 7 exons. The record is from RefSeq and is a predicted model, not a curated record. Bases 141 to 476 code for a protein of 111 amino acids.